Molecule: messenger RNA, 4744 nt
Organism: Hipposideros armiger (great roundleaf bat)
Lineage: Eukaryota; Metazoa; Chordata; Mammalia; Chiroptera; Hipposideridae
Gene: PCDH10
Product: protocadherin 10
Biological process (GO): homophilic cell-cell adhesion
Cellular component (GO): plasma membrane
Molecular function (GO): calcium ion binding
Source: RefSeq, a predicted model, not a curated record
CAGAAACUGCCAGCCGAGAUCACAGGCUCUAAGGCUGAGGCAGGAGGAGGGAAGAACUGGAAGGAAAAGAGACUGGUUAGAGGGAAGGAGGCUUGGGAAGCAAACAGCAGAAAAGAAACUGCUCAUCACACUUACAGAGACUCAAAUGACGGUGGAGAUGAGGACAGAGAAAGACAAGACUAUGAAAGCCAAAAAAUAUAAAUAGAGCGAAACAGGGGGGAAAAAAAAUGCCAGGAAGAACAUCCAUCGGGAGAAAUGAAGAGAAUGAAAGUUUUAUGCUGCAGAGCCGUACUAUGCUUUUCCGGCACAAAAUUCUCUCGCUGUUUUUAAGCCCUUUUGCGUUUGCCCGCCGCUGACAUUAAGAGGCAUGUUCAGCGGUGCUAGCAGCACCUCCUUUUCCUUCUCCUCUUCCUCUUCAUCUUCCUCCUCCUUCUUUCCCUCCUCCUCCUCCUCCUCCUCCCAUCAGCAAGAAGACAAACCGAGGACAGUCUUGAAAUACCGAAAUUUCCUCCUUGGGAUUUGCCAGCGCCGCGUUGCGCCAAGACUGUCGGAAUAAAGGACGCUGACUAUUGUAUUAUUAUCUUAUUAAUUGGUCAGUGGGAAGAUUACAGAUGAGGAAAGGGGACGCCUGUCACCCUACCUGCGCUAAGAUUGAAACAUGAGGCUAAAUUGCGGAAAGCCCUAAAAUGAAGCAAAAGGAAUAAGAUUUUUAAGGACAGAAAGCCACAGGAGCCCCCCCACUUAGCUCACUUUUAUUUGUGUGUGUGUGUGUGGUUUUUUUUUUUUUUGGUGUUUUUUUUCCUUGUGGUGGGGGAGGUGAUUGGGUAGCUGGCUGGCUGCGGGAAGCUGCUUCCUUUCCCUUUGGAGAUGAUUGUGCUAUUAUUCUUUGCCUUGCUCUGGAUGGUAGAAGGAGUCUUUUCUCAGCUUCACUACACGGUGCAGGAGGAGCAGGAACAUGGCACGUUCGUGGGGAAUAUUGCUGAAGAUCUGGGCUUGGACAUUACAAAACUUUCGGCUCGCAGGUUUCAAACGGUGCCCAACUCGCGGACCCCAUACUUGGACCUCAACCUGGAGACCGGAGUGCUGUACGUGAACGAGAAGAUCGACCGCGAGCAAAUCUGCAAGCAGAGCCCCUCCUGCGUCCUGCACCUGGAGGUCUUCCUGGAGAACCCCUUGGAGCUGUUCAGGGUAGAGAUCGAGGUGCUGGAUAUCAACGACAACCCCCCUUCCUUCCCGGAGCCGGACCUGACGGUGGAGAUCUCUGAGAGCGCCACGCCGGGCACCCGCUUUCCCUUGGAGAGCGCAUUCGACCCAGACGUGGGAACCAACUCCUUGCGCGACUACGAGAUCACCCCUAACAGCUACUUCUCCCUGGACGUGCAGACCCAAGGGGAUGGAAACCGAUUCGCCGAGCUGGUGCUGGAGAAGCCGCUGGACCGAGAGCAGCAAGCGGUGCACCGCUACGUGCUGACCGCGGUGGACGGGGGAGGCGGGGGAGGAGGCAGUGAAGGAGCGGGAGGCGGUGGGGGAGGGGUACUGCCCCCCCAGCAGCAGCGCACCGGCACGGCCCUACUCACCAUCCGAGUGCUGGACUCCAACGACAAUGUGCCCGCCUUCGACCAACCCGUCUACACUGUGUCCCUCCCAGAGAACUCGCCGCCGGGCACGCUCGUGAUCCAGCUCAACGCCACGGACCCAGAUGAGGGCCAGAACGGCGAGGUCGUGUACUCCUUCAGCAGCCACAUCUCGCCGCGGGCGCGGGAGCUGUUCGGCCUGUCCCCACGCACCGGUCGGCUGGAGGUGAGCGGCGAGCUGGACUAUGAAGAGAGCCCGGUGUAUCAAGUGUACGUACAAGCCAAGGACCUGGGCCCCAACGCCGUGCCCGCACACUGCAAGGUGCUCGUGCGGGUGCUGGAUGCGAACGACAACGCGCCGGAGAUCAGCUUCAGCACCGUGAAGGAGGCGGUGAGCGAGGGCGCGGCGCCCGGCACAGUGGUGGCCCUGUUCAGCGUGACCGACCGCGACUCGGAGGAGAACGGGCAGGUGCAGUGCGAGCUGCUAGGGGAUGUGCCCUUCCGCCUCAAGUCUUCCUUCAAGAACUACUACACCAUCGUGACCGAGGCCCCCCUGGACCGAGAGGCGGGGGACUCCUACACGCUGACCGUGGUGGCUCGGGACCGAGGCGAGCCGGCGCUCUCCACCAGUAAAUCCAUCCAGGUGCAGGUGUCAGAUGUGAACGACAACGCCCCGCGGUUCAGCCAGCCGGUCUACGACGUGUAUGUGACCGAGAACAACGUGCCCGGCGCCUAUAUCUACGCGGUGAGCGCCACUGACCGCGACGAGGGCGCCAACGCCCAGCUCGCCUACUCGAUCCUCGAGUGCCAGAUCCAAGGCAUGAGCGUCUUCACUUACGUGUCCAUCAACUCCGAGAACGGUUACUUGUACGCCCUGCGCUCCUUCGACUACGAGCAGCUCAAGGACUUCAGCUUUCAAGUGGAGGCCCGGGACGCCGGCAGCCCCCAGGCUCUGGCCGGUAAUGCCACCGUCAACAUCCUCAUCGUGGACCAAAACGACAACGCCCCUGCCAUCGUGGCGCCUCUGCCGGGGCGCAACGGGACCCCCGCGCGCGAGGUGCUGCCCCGCUCCGCGGAGCCGGGCUACCUGCUGACUCGCGUGGCCGCGGUGGACGCCGACGACGGCGAGAACGCCCGGCUCACUUACAGCAUUGUGCGGGGCAACGAGAUGAACCUCUUUCGCAUGGACUGGCGCACCGGGGAGCUCCGCACCGCCCGCCGGGUGCCUGCCAAGCGCGACCCCCAGCGGCCUUAUGAGCUGGUGAUCGAGGUGCGCGACCACGGGCAGCCGCCGCUGUCCUCCACCGCCACCCUGGUGGUGCAGCUGGUGGAUGGCGCUGUCGAGCCCCAGGGAGGGGAGCACCAGCGCCCCAGCCGCUCAGGCGGCGGCGAGACCUCGCUGGACCUCACCCUCAUCCUCAUCAUCGCGCUGGGUUCGGUGUCCUUUAUCUUCCUGCUGGCCAUGAUCGUGCUGGCCGUGCGUUGCCAAAAAGAGAAGAAGCUCAACAUCUACACGUGUCUGGCCAGCGAUUGCUGCCUCUGCUGCUGCUGCUGUGGCGGUGGGGGUUCGACCUGCUGCGGCCGCCAAGCCCGGGCGCGCAAAAAGAAACUCAGCAAGUCGGACAUCAUGCUGGUGCAGAGCUCCAACGCACCCAGCAACCCGGCCCAAGUGCCGGUGGAGGAGUCCGGCAGCUUUGGCUCCCACCACCACAACCAGAAUUACUGCUACCAGGUCUGCCUGACCCCUGAGUCCGCCAAGACCGACUUAAUGUUCCUUAAGCCCUGCAGUCCUUCUCGGAGUACGGACACUGAGCACAACCCCUGCGGGGCCAUAGUCACCGGCUACACAGACCAGCAGCCCGACAUCAUCUCCAACGGAAGCAUUUUGUCCAACGAGACUAAACACCAGAGAGCAGAGCUCAGCUAUCUAGUUGACAGACCUCGCCGAGUUAACAGUUCUGCAUUCCAGGAAGCCGACAUAGUAAGCUCUAAGGACAGUGGUCAUGGAGACAGUGAACAGGGAGAUAGUGACCAUGAUGCCACCAACCGUGGCCAGUCAGCUGGGAUGGAUCUCUUCUCCAACUGCACUGAGGAGUGUAAAGCGCUGGGCCACUCAGAUCGGUGCUGGAUGCCUUCUUUUGUCCCCUCUGACGGACGCCAGGCUGCUGAUUAUCGCAGCAAUCUGCACGUUCCCGGCAUGGACUCUGUUCCAGACACCGAGGUGUUUGAAACGCCGGAAGCCCAGCCUGGGGCAGAGCGGUCCUUCUCCACCUUCGGCAAAGAGAAGGCCCUGCACAGCACUCUGGAGAGAAAGGAGCUGGAUGGACUGCUGUCUAAUACACGAGCGCCUUACAAACCACCAUAUUUGAAGGUGCUGUGGAGGCAACUCCAUGGUGAGAUGCAGGUGGCGAGAGAGCAAGACCCAUCAACAACAAAGAGAGUGAACUUGUAAGCAGAAUCCUGCCCACAGGUGCACCUUUAAAAGUGACCAGAUCUGCGAACUAACAGCUUGAUGGGAACUUCAAGAUUUUAGCCAGACGCACCCAGUUAGGCUGCACUAAGAGUUUUGCACCACACAAAUUAUGAGAUAAUAAAUGUUUGUAAUUUUAAGUGGUAAUGUUUGGGGGUUUGUUGUCAUGCCCAAUAGAUAAUGAAUAACUAGACGUGAGAACACUAUUGUCUUUUAUAGCAGUAUGAAUUAUUGAUUUUUCUGAUGUGAUAUUGGCCAUUUUCACAGAUGAUACAUGUAACGUGCUUUGCUUUCUAAUCUUUAGUUCUCCUUUUUCUACUUCUCCAUACCUCAUGAAAAAGUUCCCACCAUUAUCUAGGUUCAUCUCCUGUUGGCUUAAAAAAAUAAAUAUGUUGUAACCAGGCGAAAAAAAAUGUAUUAAAUUUGGUGAAUUUUAGUUGUGGGAAUUACUUCCAAUUUUUCUUCUCUGAAAGAAUUUGCUUUCCCAUGAACCCUCUGUAGGACAUAUAGCCUUUUAUAUGCAGAUUGGUAUAAUUACACUUUGAAAUAGCUUUGAAUUCCCUGUAGCUUAAACUGAGACAUGAAAGGCCAAAUGUUAUAUCUAACCAAAGGAUAUAAAAGUGCAUCUACAUCAAUCUGAAAUGAGACAUAGAAAUGAACAGCUCUUUAUACCGUGAUGUCAGUGUUUGACAGAUUAUUG